Molecule: messenger RNA, 864 nt
Organism: Spodoptera littoralis (African cotton leafworm)
Lineage: Eukaryota; Metazoa; Arthropoda; Insecta; Lepidoptera; Noctuidae
Source: the annotation of a GenBank genome assembly
AUGAAUUCAUCAAACAAACCGAUUGUUUUGAAUUUAGAAAUUGGUGAUCAAUUAACAAACAUAUCUUGUGGUCAUGUUGUGGUAGAGUUAAUCAAAUUUUUAGUGUAUCAAAGAUUACAAAUACCAUAUUCAUAUCAGUGGUUGAAGCAAGUUAUUACAAAGAAGAAAUCAUGUGAAGAUGAUAACGUGAAGGAAAGCUUUCAAUCUGAAAGACAUUUUAGAACCGCCUCUACUGCUUUGGAAAACUUAGAUUUCAUUUUGAAGAGUCUUCAAAAAGAAGUCAGCGGUCCUUCUAUUCCUGAUGAAGUGUGUAUUGCCCUGGGAGCCACCCCAGUGACCUGUAAGGAAGUCUACAGGGUACUCUUGCCUGCAACUUGUCAUAGACCACAGUGUCACUCUACUGUCAUAGCCAAUGACCAAAAGAUACAAAGGAGUGUGUUUAGGACGUUAGUAACAUCAGAGAAAUUAAGCCAAGUAUUCUUUAACCAACUCCAACCCACCAAUUUGUAUGUGUUUAUCAAGAAAAAGUUGAUAAACAACCUAGACAGCAUCAUAGACAGUGACAACUUCGUAUUUACAAGUGGCUGUAGAAUACCCAGGAACUCUAAAAUUGUGGUUUUAGAUUUUAGAACCAAAACAUUUGAUAAUCUAUCGUGCUGUAAUGAGUUCCAAAUAUUUGGAGAGAUUGUCAAUGAAGAAUUGCAAAACUUGCAGUUAGACGAAACUGAAGAAACUGUGAAUGAAUACAAUGAGAUAGAAUCCACUGAUACUGCACGAUGGUAUCAGUCUUCAUAUGUUAUGAAGGGGUUCAAAGACUGCACGGUCAACGGCAGUUCUAUUACGAACGCCUGGCUCAAUUCCUGA